Molecule: messenger RNA, 1834 nt
Organism: Habropoda laboriosa
Lineage: Eukaryota; Metazoa; Arthropoda; Insecta; Hymenoptera; Apidae
Gene: Aldh-III
Product: aldehyde dehydrogenase, dimeric NADP-preferring
Exons: 13
Coding region: 153-1805 (550 amino acids)
Biological process (GO): aldehyde metabolic process
Cellular component (GO): cytoplasm
Molecular function (GO): aldehyde dehydrogenase (NAD+) activity
Source: RefSeq, a predicted model, not a curated record
CGAUCCCUGAUGUCCAUCGAUUUCGUUGCAACGAUCGGACACGCAGUAAUCGGUAAUCUUCCUCCUUCAAGUCAUCACAACGAACACGAUUUUACAACGGAAUUUAUCGAACGUUUGAUUAAAACAUUGUCGUAAAUCCAGGAGAAUAAAAAAUGGAAGCGGUGACAGUCGAUAUGGGCAACACGACGCAAGAUACAACCUCUACGGAGACGAAAGAUGAGAAAAUGUCAGACGCAGAAGAAUGUCGGAUUGAUAUGCAAAAAUUGCUGGACGACAACGAGUUUAUACAAACUAAUGGAAACAUGAUGGCAGACUAUACAGGUCUUGUUGAACGUACAAGAAAUGCAUUUUAUAGUGGCAAAACAAGACCACUAGAAUGGAGGAUAAAACAAUUAAAACAGGCACAACUUAUGAUAAAAGAGUGCAGGCAGGAUAUCUUAUCUGCUCUUACUUCUGACCUACGCAGAAGUAAAUUUGAGUCUAUUGCUUUAGAAAUACAAGUUGUAGAAAAGGAGAUCAAACACUUGCUUAUGUGUCUUAAAGAAUGGGCAGCUGAUGACAAACCUGCAAAAGAAAUGGUCAAUCUACUUGAUAAAGUUCAAAUUAAGAAAGAUCCAUAUGGUGUGGUCCUUAUUAUGGGACCAUGGAAUUAUCCUUUCCAGUUAUGUGCAGUUCCUCUGAUAGGUGCACUAGCUGCUGGAAAUUGUGUUAUUCUUAAGCCAUCAGAACUAUCCCCUGCUACAUCAAAACUUUUUUCACAAAUCAUUCCAAAAUAUCUGGACCAAGAAUGUGUUCAUGUAGUGUUGGGAGGUAUUCCUGAAACGACAGAGUUACUCAAACAAAGGUUCGAUUAUAUUUUCUAUACCGGUUCAACUACGGUUGGAAAAAUUAUACGCGAUGCGGCUAAUAAAUAUUUAACACCAGUUACGUUAGAACUUGGUGGUAAAAGUCCUGUAUACAUAGAUAAUACAGCAGAUCUCGAUGUAACUGUUAAAAGAGUACUUUGGGGCAAAUGUAUUAAUGUCGGGCAAACUUGCAUUGCACCCGAUUACAUACUUUGUACUCCCGAAAUUCAGAAUAAAUUCAUAAAAAUAGCAGAAAGAGUUUUAAAGGAAUGGUACGGUGACAAUCCUAAAGAAAGUCCAGAUUUAUCACGUAUAAUUAACGAGACUCAUUAUCACCGUCUCGUAAAAUAUUUAAAUGAUGGUAAAGUUGUAUUAGGAGGUAUUUGUGAUGCCUCCGAAAAAUAUAUCUCGCCAACUAUACUUGUUGAUACCAAGCCUACAGAUCCUGUGAUGCAAGAUGAAAUAUUUGGCCCUAUAUUACCUUUUUUAAACGUGAAUAAUGCUUAUGAAGCGAUUAAAUUCAUAAAUAGUCGCGAGUCUCCUCUCGUAUUGUAUAUAUUUUCCAAGGACAGGGGAGUUCAAGAUUUAUUAAUAAAUCAGACUCGUAGCGGAAGCGUGACAGUGAAUGAUACGAUCAUGCAAUAUUGCGUUGAUACUCUACCAUUUGGUGGUGUUGGCUAUUCUGGCAUGGGAUCUUAUCAUGGAAAAUAUACUUAUGACACGUUUGUGCACAAAAAAGGCUGUCUCAUUAGAGACUUUAAUAUAUUAGGAGAAACAUUGGGAGCAUGUCGUUAUCCACCGUAUUCCGAUAAAAAGUUAUCUUUCUUAGAGUUCUUAAUGGCAAAACGACCCAGCAUACCGGGAAUUAAGUACGUUCCAUAUCUUUUAGCAUUUGGUCUGGGAAUGCUUGUCACCUUUGGUAUUUCGACCACUAUAAAGAUUCAAGAAGCAAACAAAUAAUGGAGUCCUCACGAUAUUUUUACUUUUAC